This is a messenger RNA of Salmo salar (Atlantic salmon), 1141 nucleotides long. Its product is annotated as glutamine amidotransferase-like class 1 domain-containing protein 3, mitochondrial. NCBI's taxonomy places the organism in Eukaryota, Metazoa, Chordata, Actinopteri, Salmoniformes, Salmonidae. The record is from RefSeq and is a predicted model, not a curated record.
GACCACACCUCCGUGGGAGGGGCCAGGGCAGCCUGGGCAGGAAGGGUAUAAAGACAGUUGACUUCCAGUUACACUACAACAGGAAUCAGCAGGUAGGAGAAGACGACCCAGACUGCACAGACCAUAUACUACUGUAGUUUACCUUUACAAGGAGCCAUGGUGAAGUGUGUAGCCAUAAUUCUGUCAGGGUGUGGGGUCUACGAUGGGACUGAGAUCCACGAGGCGUCGGCUGUACUGGUCCACCUCAGCAGGGCUGGAGCUCAGGUAAAGAUGUUUGCCCCCAACGUGGACCAAAUGCAUGUGGUGAACCACUGUGAGGGGACACCCACGGUUGAGAAACGCAACGUCCUGGAGGAGAGUGCUCGUAUCGCCCGCGGCGAUGUGUAUGACCUUGCCAAGCUAGAGGUCACCGCCUUCGACGCCCUCGUUAUCCCAGGUGGUUUUGGCGUGGCUAAAAACCUGUCUGACUGGGCUGUGAAGGGGAAGGAGUUCACGGUUCAACCCCAAGUAGAGAAGCUGAUUAAGGGGUUCCACGCUGCAGGCAAGCCCCUGGCUAUGUGCUGCAUCUCCCCUGUCUUAGCUGCUAAGGCCCUGCCGGGGUGUGAGAUCACCGUAGGACAGGACAAGGAGUGUGAGAGAUGGCCCUAUGCCAAGACGGCAACUUCCAUGAAGGAGCUGGGCUGUAAACACGUGAAUAAGAAAGUGGGGGAGGUCCACAUCGAUGUGAAGAACAAGCUGGUCACCUCCUCUGCCUUCAUGUGUAACGCUCCAAUACAUGAGGUGUUUGACGGGGUGGGCGUCAUGGUUACAGAACUGCUCAAACUGGCCUAGGACACGUCUGAGAUUCAGAAUGCUGAUUAGCUGUGCUUCCCAAAAGGCACCCUGUUCCCUUUAUAGUCCUGAUGUGACCUUGUCAAAAGAUGGGAAUAGGGAGCCAUUUGGGAAGCGACCUUACAAUCAUGUUUGUUGUUGUUUCUGUUUUUGUUGUUUGUUUACCUGGACACUGUCCUGAUCGGAAUGAAAUGGACACACAGAACAACAGAAGAAACAGAAGAAGAUAGUGUUUCUGUUGCAUCAUCUAUUUGUCUGACUGUGGAAUAACUUGUGUUUUUAUCAACAUUGUAAUAAAAGUAAAACCAAA